AGACGCGAGCUAAACGUUUGUGUGUGUUUCAAACUGUCCAUUCGCGGGUAUAUGGCAAAAACGGCCGCUUUUCUUUCUUACCCAGGUGUCCCCACUACUCUUUAAAAAUUCCGCCGAAAAAGAGGAGACGAUCUUCCAAAACCUUCAAGCCGUUAUCUCACGGCUCCCCUCUUUCUCUACAGGUGUAUAAGCGCUACCCAGAAGGCCUAGGGAAGGCACUCUACCGCGAGCAAUUCGACUUCAACGCGGAGCCGCCCUGGGAUCCUAGCUGAUAGCGGGAGAAACCCAUCUCCCAGCUUGGCCAUGUGAGCGUCAAACAAUUCUGAAUUAGUCACUUGUGCAUAUAAUGAGUUAUAUUUGUUGCAUAUUCACAGGACCCAAAGGCUCAGUACACUCUCUAUGAUUGUCGGAUCUGCGGACUACGGUUGAGAUGAAAGGAUUUACUGAUGAACUGAACUACGUUGUUGAACUGCUUGAGGGAGGAACAACCCUCGACGAUGUCGUUGACAACCACAUUUAUGAACAAGCUUUGGCUGAAAAAAAUGCAUUUGUUGUGGCUGACCUCGGUGCAUUGCUGCAGCAACAUGUUCUCUGGCAGAGCACCCUACCCCUAGUUCGACCGUUCUACCCUGUCAAAUGUAACAGCAGCCCUGCAGUCAUCGAGAUUCUGGCUGCUCUAGGAGUCGGUUUCAUGUGUGCAAAUAAGGCUGAAGUCUCAAUGGUACUCAACCAUGAUGUCUCUCCUGAGAACAUCAUCCUUUCUGGUGUUUGCAAACAGCAGUCACACAUCAAACAUGCUGCCAAGAACGGUGUGAACUACCUGGUGUGCGAUAACGAGGCCGAGCUCGGGAAAAUCGCCCGUGCUCACCCGAAUGCUAAGCUUCUCCUGCAGUUAUGCACCGAGGCACAAACAGAGGAGGCCAGCAUGCUGUUUGGCUGCUCGCUGAAAAGUUGCAGGCACCUUUUAGAAGCUGCCAAAGGGAUGGGUGUGGAUGUGAUUGGAGUAGUGUUCCAGGUACCAGCGUCAUGUAAGGACCCUCAAGUGUAUGCCCAUGCCCUGUCUGAUGCCCGCUGUGUAUUUGAUAUGGGGGAGGAGCUUGGGUUUAAUAUGGAGGUUUUGGAUAUUGGGAGUGGAUUCAGUGGCUCUGAGUAUCAGUUGAAACAGAUCCAUGCUGCUAUUAGACCUUUGCUUGAGGCCUAUUUUCCUGUUAAGUCUGGUGUACGAGUGAUUGCUGAGCCAGGAACCUUUUACGUGUCUUCCUCUUUCACCCUGGUUGUAAAUGUCAUUGGCAAGAAACUAGUAGCCAGAGAUCUUCAUGGUGAGUCUAAAGAGCUGACUCUAAGCGAUGACCCUGAAUUUUUGUACUAUUUGAGUGAUGGUGUAUUUGGAUCUUUCGUUGGCAAGCUGUUGGGAAACAUCAUUCCAUCCCCCUCAGUGCACAAGAUGUCACUCUCCGCAGACAAGCCGGUGUUCUCCAGUAGUCUGUGGGGUCCCUCCUUUGACGUUUUGGACCAGGUGGUGGAGCAUUGCCUUCUACCUGAGCUCUCUGUGGGAGACUGGCUCAUCUUUAAAAACAUCGGGGCCUGUGGUAAUGAGGAGACAGCGGUCAUCAGCGACUCAGAAAAACCAUCCAUGUAUUACACCAUUUCUGAAAGCUCCUGGUUCGAGAUGCAGGAGGCUGGAAUCUCACUUGACAACACCAUGAAGAACUUUUCAUUAGUUCCAUAUGGCUUGUAGUUGAAAACUCUGGCUCUGACUCCUAACCUGGGCAUUUGAAUGGCUUCUACAGCGAAUAAACCAACAGCCAUAAACAGAACAGUUAAUGCUUAGCUACUAAGAAAACAUGAUGACCAGUGGCAUUUGGGAUCACAGAAUAAUUGUCCUUGUCUUAGGUUUUCACAAUUUAUUGGUCGAAAUGCGUUUUUUUUCUUCUUGUCAGCCAAACGGAAGAGUCAAAAAGCCUCAUAUUUAGUAAUAACAUAUGCAACAAAAUGGAUGGCUGUGGAGAUGGGAUCCUGUCUUUGGGUUUCUUUAUCAAAAAUCGUUUACAUAAGUGUUUAAUUAAUUUAAUUAUUUACUGAUUACCUGCUGAUGGUCUUGUAAAUGAGUUGUCUGUUGCACCAUUAUGCACUUGUGUAUAUUAAAAUCAAAUGUGAUUUUAACAAGUUAUUUUAGAAGAUAGAAUCAAGUGUGUUACAGCCCUGUGUGUAAAUCAGCACAGUGAAAUUUCGAUAUUAAUUUGUCGUAUUUGUGCUUACCCCUCACUGUUGUAUAUGGGUUUGACAAACUGUGGAGUGCAACUAAACUCAUUUGAUUAAAUUUCCACUACAGUGCUUGUGGCACUAUUUCCCAGUA
This is a messenger RNA of Ictalurus punctatus (channel catfish), 2356 nucleotides long. It is a transcript of the gene azin1b, whose product is annotated as antizyme inhibitor 1b. Gene Ontology annotation, molecular function: ornithine decarboxylase activity; ornithine decarboxylase activator activity. Gene Ontology annotation, cellular component: cytoplasm. Gene Ontology annotation, biological process: positive regulation of polyamine transmembrane transport; negative regulation of protein catabolic process. Lineage: Eukaryota; Metazoa; Chordata; Actinopteri; Siluriformes; Ictaluridae. The record is from RefSeq and is a predicted model, not a curated record. The coding region runs from base 431 to 1738 and encodes 435 amino acids. The transcript has 12 exons.